Molecule: messenger RNA, 9608 nt
Organism: Culex pipiens pallens (northern house mosquito)
Lineage: Eukaryota; Metazoa; Arthropoda; Insecta; Diptera; Culicidae
Exons: 2
Coding region: 3870-6482 (870 amino acids)
Source: RefSeq, a predicted model, not a curated record
CGAAACUUCACCCAACUGAUCCAAGAUCUUCGUACACCGGUCGAAACAGUCGAUCACUUCAUGAAUCCCACUCGCCGUCAACUUCUCCUCGCGCGGAAAGUGCAACAACGCGUUGACAUGCCGUUUCUUAUUGAGAUACUUGUUGGAGAACCGUUUGACAAGAGUAUCCCACGCAAUCUCAUAGUUGAUCGCGCUCAACUGGAGAUUCUCGAUUUUUCUCUCAGCCUCUUCAACCACGCAUGACCGCAAAUAGUGGAACUUUUGAAUGGUCUUUAAAUCCGGGUUGUCAUGCACAGAAAAAAAUAUUUCUGUAAAUUUACAUUAUUUAUCAUGUACCAAAAGGUAUCAUGAUAAAUGAUGUAUAUUUCCAUUAGGUCCAUUGGAAAUUUACAUUAGAUUCAUUGGAAAUUUACAUUAGUUUUGAAAAUUUACAUUAGUUUUGGAAUUUACAUUACUUUUGGAAUUUACAUUAGUUCAAAUCAACUAAUUCUGAUUGGCCAAUGGCAAUGAGAAGCUCGACUUGGAUUGCAGUAGGAAAAGGGUGUGGCCUAUGUUCUAUUUUAAAAUGAUUGAAGCGGGCAGCAAAAGGAAAUUCUGAUUUUAAAAAGUUGUUUCACAGGUAGGGGACGCAUUCUCGUCGACGGUCAAGUGGAAUAAUGCUGGACUGGAAUCGAACGGACGACGGGUAGGAUGUUCGGUGUUACUGCUGCUACCCGCUGCCGACUGAGCCAUCUUCGCAUUUUAUAAACGAGCGGCUAAAGCAUCAACUUGUUCAGGUCGAGGCACAGGCAGUGAGCCAGCGAAGUAUGAGAGCGAUAGAAAGAGAACCAAACAUAACUAUUUUUAGUUCGGGUAGUUUUGAAGUCAACGUUUGGCAGAAAUACAUUGGAUAUAUGAUUUACAUUAAAUAGGAAUUUACAGGAAGCCGAACGCGGGUAGAAAUUCAUCAGAUUUGAGUUUCCAUGCUCAACGUUUCCAUUAGAUUCAUGAUUUACAUUAGAUUUAGAUUUACAUCGGAGUAAUUUCCAUUACUUUUUGCUCAUUACAUCAUAUUUCAACAUUACAUUGAGUGAGUUUACAUAAGAAACAGCAUUUACGUGCUGUGUAAAUUUACAUAUUUUUUUCUGUGUGGAUCGAAGACUUGAAGGUGUCAUGGAAAGGCAAUCGUAAUCCCCGUUAAAAUUUGGCAAUUCAAUCUUGGGCAGAUGAACGCCAGCAUGCACUUUUGGUGCCCCAUCGUUAGAACCACACAGAAAAAAAUAUUCCUGUGAAUUUACAUUAUUUAUCAUGUACCAAAAGGUAUCAUGAUAAAUGAUGUAUAUUUACAUUAGGUUCAUCGGAAAUUUACAUUAGAUUCAUUGGAAAUUUACAUUAGUUUUGAAAAUUUACAUUAGUUUUGGAAUUUACAUUACUUUUGGAAUUUACAUUAGUUCAAAUCAACUAAAUCUAAUUAGCCAAUGGGAAUGAGAAGCUCGACUUGGAUUGCAGUAGGAAAAGGGUGUGGCCUAUGUUCUAUUUUAAAAUUAUUGAAGCGGGCAGCAAAAGGAAAUUCCGAUUUUAAAAAGUUGUUUCACAGGUAGGGGACGCUUUCUCGUCGACGGCCAAGUGGAAUAACGCUGGACUGGAAUCGAACGGACGACGGGUAGGAUGUUCGGUGUUACUGCUGCUACCCGCUGCCGACUGAGCCAUCUUCGCAUUUUAUAAACGAGCGGCAAAAGCAUCAACUUGUUCAGGUCGAGGCUCAGGCAGUGGGCCAGCGAAGUAUGAGAGCGAUAGAAAGAGAACCAAAUAUAACUAUUUUUAGUUCGGGUAGUUUUGAAGUCAACGUUUGGCAGAAAUACAUCGGAUAUAUGAUUUACAUUGAAUAGGAAUUUACAGGAAGCCGAACACGGGUAGAAACGAGGGGCGGGACAAUAGUAAAAAAUUAAAUAAUUUAAUUAAUUAACUGCCGAAAUUAAUUAAUUAACGAUUGUUGUUGGCGCUAGAAAAUUAAUUAUAGUAAAAAUUUGGCUUUAUAAGCAAAUCAUCAAUUUAAGAUUUCCUGAGCAGAAGAAUUGGCUAGAAUUAAUUGAAAUAUCAUAGAAAGUGAAAGCAGCAAACUCCGCGAAAUGUUUGAAAUGGAUGCAACGACAAAUCAGGUAGAAUGAAGGAAGGACGGAAACCAGUAGAACGCAGUUGCAUCAGAUAAGAAAAGGUCCCAAAUAGUUGACUUCCCGUGCGCACCUCAUGCACGCGUGGGUGCGUGGCUUGAUUUUAUAAUUAUUAGGCGUAGGAAACAAUAUUUGUCCCUUUCUAUCUUUAAGGAAGGAUAGAACUAAACAGUACAAAUGUUUUGAAAUGCAUUAGGAACUCUUUAGGACCCACAGAAAAAACUGUGUUUAGAGCUAGAUCUGAGAAAACGAAAACGAUGGAACCGAAAGAGUUACAGGAAGCAGGGAAUUCACACCCUGACAAGGCCACAUCAAAUCUCAUCCAAAUUCAGGAGAAAAAUUCAUUUACGACGGGACUAGAUAGGUUAGAUUUUCGGUUUAGAAAUUAUGUAACGCUAGGAGAACUUGUAGGAAUAAGACGACAUUGUACGAAUUAUUUCAAAUAAACCAAGUUCGGAGGUCAUCUCAAACCUGUGUAUUAAUCAUACUCAGUAUUGAACUCCUGUCUUCGAUUUUUGGGAAACCUACGGUUUCGACUCAUCCAACCUUGGUAGCGGCUUCAUCGAGAUCAUCGCCUAGGACUGCGGCAGUGUUCGACGUAAGUUUCCAGUAAUAAGAACGUUUCGAUUUUUCGACGUUUUUACAUGGUGGCUCCACAGGGAAGCUGGAGAGUGUCUGUUGAAAUCAGACACUUCGGAUCCCCGGACUUCCAACUAGUUGAAAUCUAGUUGUGAUUGUGAGUAUAAGCGUGUCCGACGCUAUAGAGCGGACUAGUGAAAAGUGUUCUUGAGCAGUGUUAGGCUCAGAGAAAAUUGUGGACGAAGUGUCGUCGAAGUGAUUCCUGAACUGUGUUAGAGUUCAGAUGAACUUAGUGUCGAGAAAGCUCGUCAGUGAAAUCCUGUGGACUUAAUCGCAGAAGAAAUCCUGAGCAAGAACUCAGAUGUUUUGAGAAGAUGUAAGAUCUCUCGUCUGGCAGUAAACGUGGAAGAAAAAUCAAUUCGCACGUUGAUCACUGUUCAAAUUGUGUGUGAGCCUGGAAACUAAAACCCAGAAGAAAUCUGUAUUAAUCCCAGAAGAAAAAUGUAUGUGUGCCUGAAAAUUUUACCCAGAAGAAAAUUUUAUGUGUGAGCCUGGACGUUACAACCAGAAGAAAUCUGUGAGUGAGCCUGGUCAUUAAAACCAGAAGAACAGUUUUAUCGGAAAUCGGAUAAGUGUUACCGAAGUUAUCCGUGUUAUGUUAGCCUAGGUGAAGACCUAGAAGAACUAAAAGUCGCAGAAGACUUGGUGGAUAACGGAUCUACCAGUGGAAGUCGCACACAAACGUGGACUUAGCCCGACGCGGGAAUUGUUCGUUGAACGUGAACAAAGUUUUUGAAUCCUGGAAAUAAUUCUAGAUGAACAUUUGGACGCAGUAAUUUGGCGUCAGAAGUUAGUUCGUGUGUACACAGCAAAGGUGUUGUGAGUGAUCCUGGAAAUCAAAACUCCAGAUGAAAUGUUAAAAGGAAGAAGCGUCUCCGGUGCUUAAAUCGGAAACAGUGCAAUUAAAAAAGGUAUCGUGCCAUAAGAAGCAGCUUAAUAGAGUGGAUCAUCGAGCGUUGAAAAGGAAUCAACGACGAGUGCAUCAACAAGCGACGUGUCCAACCAGCAACAUCCCAUCGAGCAUCAAGAAAGAGCAGCAACACAUCGAUCAUCUGAAAUUGUAAGGUAUUCGAAGGCAAAAUGGAUUUCAAGUUUGCUGAAAACAAGAACGGUAGUUGCCGUCAGUGUGAUAGUUCAGAUGAUGUCGAGGAAUUUAUGGUGUCUUGCGACAGUUGUGAUCGUAGAUUUCACAUAAAGUGUGUAGGAUUAGCUCGUACUCCUAGGUCAAAGGAUCAUUGGAAGUGUGUUAAAUGUUUAGCUAUUCAGGAAAUGUUAGAUAAACAAGAUGCUCUAAUUAAAUCUCUUGAAGAGAAGUGUAUGAAAUAUUUUGGAACACAACAAGUUGCACUAAAUUCAGAAACAAAUCAAAAUUUGCAAGUGAAAGCACUUGAAGCGAUUAUUGACAAAAUCAAUAGCAUUAACAUCUCUCAAACUUCUUCAAACAGUUUAGUGAUGCGGCAAUCUCUAAUGGAUUUGCCAGAAUUUGACGGGUCUUACAAAAUCUGGCCCAGGUUCAAACAAGCCUUUUACGAGACUACUCGUCAAGGUAAUUUUUCUGAUUUUGAAAAUAUUAAUCGAUUAAAUAAUUGUCUCAAAGGUGAGGCAUUAAGCAGAGUUAAUUCGUUACUCAUAAAUUCAAGUAAUCUGAACGAAAUAAUGAUUAAAUUAGAAGACCAGUUUGGCAGUGUCGAACGAGUCUACUCUGGGUUGUUAAACGAUGUUUUGGCAUUGCGUAACCCAAAGUUCGAGAAUCCUCAGUCCAUGAUAGAUUUUAUAUCUGGAAUUGGAGAUUUAGUAAUCAAUAUGGAGUGCUUGAAUCACCCUGAAUACUUGAAUGACCAGAGGCUAGUUCGUGAUCUUGCGAACAAGCUACCAGCUUCACUACACCAAAAGUGGCUGAUGAGUUUGAAUGAGGAGAAAAUAUUGGCGACUAAAGAGAACCCAUAUACCGCUCCUACAUUGAAAACACUUUAUGAGUGGUUAAAACCACAAGAAAAAUUAGCUAGUAUGCUGUUAGCCGAAAGAGGAGCUAGCAAAGAAAGUUCUGUUGAAACAGUUGACAGAGUAAAUUAUCAUGGAAUACAUCAGUUGAAGUGUUAUUUGUGUGAUCAAAAUCACAAGUUAAUUGAAUGCGAUGAAUUCAAGAAAAUAUCUCUUGUUGAAAGGAGAAAAUUUGUAGCAGAAAAGAAAUUAUGCUUUUCAUGUUGUCGCGCAAAUCAUUUGGCAAAACAUUGUAGAUUUGCAGAAGCUUGCAACACCGAAGGUUGCAAAAGUAAACAUAAUCGAUUACUUCAUUUAAAAAUUCCUGAAAAGAAAAUAAUCGUAGCUUCAAAACCUACAAAAGAUGAUUUUAAAAAGGUGAAUUGUCACGUAAGGGAUAGCAAUCAAGUUUACUAUCCAAUAAUACCAGUAACUUUGAUGAAUGGUGAAAAUAGUUUCGAGACAUUUGCAUUCUUUGAUUCAGGCUCCUCGGUCAGUCUCAUUGAUAAAAAUGUUGUUAAUAAGCUCAAAGUUACAGGAAGAGAUAAACCAUUAACAUUGGCUUGGACCAAUGGUGAAAUUAAAGAAAAUAACAGAAGUAAAUCUGUUCAAUUGAAUGUCAAAGGUCCCAAUGGAAAAUUGUUCCAAUUGAAUGACCUGCGAACCAUUAAAGGUUUAUCGCUCCCACAUCAAUCUGUGGACAUUGCACGUCUCAAGGCAAGAUUUUCUUAUCUUGAGAAUAGUAAGUUGGAAUCUUAUGAAAAAGCAGUGCCAACAAUAUUACUUGGAUUACCACAUGCAUUUUUGUUCAAGGGUAAUCAAGAACUAUCAGGAAGGUUCAAUGAACCAAUUGCAAGAAAAACCAAAUUAGGUUGGGUCUUAUUUGGAAGUAGUCAGAUUGAAGAUAAUAAAAAGGAACAUGUGUUCAUAAUUCGGGAAGUCCAAAAAGAAGACUUCAGUAAGAAUUUGGUAUCCAAAGAUACAAAUGAAAAUUGUCCUAAAGGUGGAACAAUAAAAGUUGAUCAAAGCUCUGAAAGAAAAGUUUUGACAAAAGAAAUUGAUAACAAAUUAAAUAUUUGUAAUGUGCAAACAAAAACAUUUGACGCAAUCAGCUCACAAGCUUGCGUACAAGUUACGAAAAAUAAAGAAGUCAAAAUAUACAUUGAAGAUAGUUCUAACUUAGUGGAACAGAAUUGGAAUAAUCAACUUGCAACAAAGGUUGCGAGAUACAGAGUUGUUAUGUGUCGCAAAGCAAACAAAGAAUUUGGAAAUUCAAAUUCCAAUUUAAAACUAAUGAAGCGAAAUUUCCCAUUGAAGGAAAUGGAAUUGUACAACACAGGUAAUAUACUCUGCAAGUUUAGGAAGAAAACUAAUUGCAAGUUGAAAAAUAAAGUAACCGCAAAUAGCGACGAAAUCAAUAAUUUAACAAAGAGACAAAACUUAUCUCAUGCUAUGGACGUUUAUGAUCGUCAAUCGAUUUCAUUCAAAAGUUUGAUGAAAAACUUAUGGAAAUCGAAAUAUAGUUGGGAUGAAUGCAUUCCAGAAAUAAUAAAAUUGAUACCGACAAACGGUUUCAACCAAAUGAUCGUAAAUGUAAAUUCAAAUGUGAAUUUAAUUAAAAUUGUUUCAAUUGAUAAUUUAGAGCAACAGGCUCAUGAUUUGGAAACAACAAAUGAAGUGCAAAUGUGCAAGUUAAUCAAACAAAGGGUUUGACUAGAAGAAUGAAUGAAACAAACUUAGACGCAAUUAGAAGACUAAUUGGCAAGCUGAAACUGAAAUUUUGAAGUAACUUUGUAUUAGGAUCAUAGAGCACGUCGACAAAUUAAUAUGAAGCAUUGAAGUUUUCAAUAAAGAACAAUUACAUAAAUUGUAACACAUUAUUAGAAACGAACAAGCAUAGGUUAAUAAUACAGAUCAUUAGCAUGAAAAUGAAUUAAGGCAUAAAUUGCAAAAACAAAAUAAGACUCAGAAAUUUACUAGCGUAGAAUCGAGUUUGUUUGGUAAAUCUAGGACGAUUUACGGGUCCCGGUAUGUUGGCGCUAGAAAAUUAAUUAUAGUAAAAAUUUGGCUUUAGAAGCAAAUCAUCAAUUUAAGAUUUCAUGAGCAGAAGAAUUGACUAGACUUAAUUGAAAUAUCAUAGAAAGUGAAAGCAGCAAACUCCGCGAAAUGUUUGAAAUGGAUGCAACGACAAAUCAGGUAGAAUGAAGGAAGGACGGAAACCAGUAGAACGCAGUUGCAUCAGAUAAGAAAAGGUCCCAAAUAGUUGACUUCCCGUGCGCACCUCAUGCACGCGUGGGUGCGUGGCUUGAUUUUAUAAUUAUUAGGCGUAGGAAACAAUAUUUGUCCCUUUCUAUCUUUAAGGAAGGAUAGAACUAAACAGUACAAAUGUUUUGAAAUGCAUUAGGAACUCUUUAGGACCCACAGAAAAAACUGUGUUUAGAGCUAGAUCUGAGAAAACGAAAACGAUGGAACCGAAAGAGUUACAGGAAGCAGGGAAUUCACACCCUGACAAGGCCACAUCAAAUCUCAUCCAAAUUCAGGAGAAAAAUUCAUUUACGACGGGACUAGAUAGGUUAGAUUUUCGGUUUAGAAAUUAUGUAACGCUAGGAGAACUUGUAGGAAUAAGACGACAUUGUACGAAUUAUUUCAAAUAAACCAAGUUCGGAGGUCAUCUCAAACCUGUGUAUUAAUCAUACUCAGUAUUGAACUCCUGUCUUCGAUUUUUGGGAAACCUACGGUUUCGACUCAUCCAACCUUGGUAGCGGCUUCAUCGAGAUCAUCGCCUAGGACUGCGGCAGUGUUCGACGUAAGUUUCCAGUAAUAAGAACGUUUCGAUUUUUCGACGUUUUUACAAUUGUUUUCGAUCAAAACAUCGUCACCUCUUUUUGCACCACAUUGAUUUGACAGUUUGACGGUUUGACAUUGCGCACGAUUGUUGUUGUGUUUGGUGCAAUUUGAUUGUCGCCGAAAAGUCGGUCUAAUGGGAGAAUGCAUUCUCCCGGUGGUGGCGGUCCAUCGUAAAAUCACUCCGGUGGACAUUCCGGCGGCGGAAAAGGCUGGUUCUACAACCACAACCAAGGUGGUUGCCACAAAAAUCGCAACGGAGUUGGCGGUGGUGGACACCCGGAUCAGCAGCAGGAGAUGUUUCUCCAGAUAAGCGUUUGAUUGCGGCAGGAGAUUGUGACUUCGAUUUUCCGAGAAGGAGGUCAGCCAUCCUGUCGGCAAACCUGGUUCGAUGAUAACUUCAACGAUGAUGUUUCGCAGCAGCACCACCACCACCACUACCAGUAAAGGAGGGGUAACUGGAACAAUGGUUCUCGGGUGGUCCUAGAAUUUUCGUGAUAACCGUCAGCCGAAGAACGACCCUGACGGUCAACGGGGUCGGAUGUGGAAGAGGUCAGUCUGCUCCGAAAACGCGCCAACGAGCCGAACGACCUUCUGCUGGACGAGUGCUGCAUCCUCCCGAACCGGGUGCGCAUCCCCCAGUUGCAGUCAGGCAUCGGGAACGAAACGUUCAAGUUCAGUCCGGAGAUUCUGAAUAUCGAGAAUAAUGUCUUCGUCAGAUCGGAAAACGCCCCGGUAGUUAAAGGUACUCAACGACCGCUCGAAUAUCGCAUCACGGUGGCCAGAAUAUGGUGAAUGAAAUUGCUUUGAAAUAUAAACUAGGUUUUAAAAUAACUUGUAUUUAUUUAUAACAAUGGGACAAUCGCGUACGCUUCGUACUCCCCGGAUCGGUUCAGCCUGCCACGAUGGUGUUGCAUCUUUUUCUGGUCUUGCUGGUAAUUUUGCAGUUUUUGGGCUGCUGCUGACCGGGAUUCUGACCCUGCUGCUGCUGUUGAUGAUAACGGUGCUGAUUCAACACCGGAUGAUUUUGCUGAACCUCCUGAACCAGCCGCUGCACAGUGGGCGAAAUGGAACCCAAAAUCGGACUUAAUUGAACGCGGCUGGUUCCCUGGUAUGAAAAAUAGUGUUUCUUAUGUAAAAAAAUCCGGGUAAUCGAUUGGUGAUGGUUUCAUCCACCGCACGAAACGGCAAAGGGUCCAUUUUGCCCAAAUUCCCUAUUUUUUACAUUUUUUCUUGAAAAUCGGUCUGUAUUUAGAGCGGAGGCUUUAUGCGGCCAUCCAAAAUGCACUUAACUUAUGUGAAAAUGUCCCAGGAAUCCAGUAAAAAUAUCCACUUGCACCGCAAAAAUCAUCUAGGGUCCAAUUAACCCCAAUUCCGCUAUGAAAGCAUUUUUGGCCAUUUUCAUAUGUUAGGUCAGAUUUUAAAAAUCUGAAAAUAUUUUUAUCGUAAAGAUCAGACAAUUUUACAUAAGAAAGACGAUUUGCACUUGAUAGUUUGACACAUUUAUGUUGAUAUAGAAAUUAAACUAAAUAAAAAGAUUGAAGAAUCAAUUUUGGGCCAAUUUUGUCAAACGCAGAAUAAACUGCCUUUUACAUAAUUUUUAUUUUUAUCAACAUAAAUGUGUCAAACUAUCAAGUGCAAAUCGUCAUUCUUAUGUAAAAUUGUGUGAUCUUUACGAUAAAAAUAUUUUCAGAUUUUUAAAAUCUGACCUAACAUUUGAAAAUGGCCAAAAAUGCUUUUAUAGCGGAAUUGGGGUUAAUUGGACCCUAGAUGAUUUUUGCGGUGCAAGUGGAUAUUUUUACUGGAUUCCUGGGACAUUUUCACAUAAGUUAAGUGCAUUUUGGAUGGCCGCAUAAAGCCUCCGCUCUAAAUACAGACCGAUUUUCAAGAAAAAAUGUAAAAAAUGGGGAAUUUGGGCAAAAUGGACCCUUUGCCGUUUCGUGCGGUGGAUGAAACCAUCACCAAUCGAUUACCCGGAUUUUUUACAUAAGAUAC